This is a messenger RNA of Acytostelium subglobosum LB1, 1362 nucleotides long. RefSeq lists its product as hypothetical. The transcript is spliced from 3 exons. Lineage: Eukaryota; Evosea; Eumycetozoa; Acytosteliales; Acytosteliaceae. The coding region runs from base 1 to 1362 and encodes 453 amino acids. Gene Ontology annotation, molecular function: serine-type exopeptidase activity; dipeptidyl-peptidase activity. The record is from RefSeq and is a predicted model, not a curated record. Gene Ontology annotation, biological process: proteolysis.
AUGACAUCUAAAUCAUUGAUUGCAUUGUUGGUGUUGGCUGCAGUGCUUGCCACAUCUGUUAAUGCUGUUGUCAACACACCACUGUAUCGCCAGCGCUUUGCCAAGCAACGCGAGACACUCCCACAGCCAGACAUCAUGUCCAACGAGACCUUCUGGUUCACUCAGGUGAUUGAUACUUGGUUCGAUGGUAGUGGACCUAUUUUCUUCUUCUUGGCAGGUGAGGCACCAAUGGGCUUCUUCAACUUCCAGGAGGUUCAGAUCUGGGACUGGGCACAGAAGUUUGGCGCACUCUACGUCGUGUUGGAGCAUCGCUUCUACGGUGACUCGAACCCCACCAACGACUUCUCCACCAACAACCUGCGCUUCCUGACCAGCCAGCAGGCGCUGGCCGACGCCGCCAACUUCCUCACCACGUUCAAGGAGGAGCGCGGCCUCACCGCCAACCCCGCCGUCGUCUUUGGCUGCUCGUACAGUGGCGCACUGUCGGCCUGGUUCCGUCUCAAGUACCCACAGCUCGUCGUGGCCAGUGUGGCCCCCAGUGGACCCGUGCUCGCCCAGCUCAACUUCACGGGCUACUACUCACAGUUCUCCAACUCGGCCGCACCCGACUGCGUCAGCACCGCACAGCAGGCCACCAACCAGAUCAUGGCGCUCACACAGACCCAGUCGGGUCUGCAGCAGCUGCAGACCAUCUUCAACUCGUGCAAGUCGCUGAGCAACCCCCGCGACCUCUACAUGUUCCUCUACACGCUCACUGAGGCGCUCGGCUCGGCCGACCAGAUGAACAACCCACCCACCUGGGGUCUCAACACGACCUGCAACACGCUGACCCAGGCCAGCUCCAACCUGCUCCAGAACUGGGCGCAGAUCGUCACUGGCGGCCAGUCGCAGUGCCAGGACUACAGUCACCAGUCCUUCAUCAACUCGAUGCGCAAGGUUGCGCUCCACGACCAAGAUGGCAGCCGUGCCUGGAUGUGGCAGACAUGCGUUGAGUUUGGCUACUACAGCACCACCUAUCCAGGUACCAGUGUGUUCCCACCCGUCCUCAACGUCGAGGAGCAAGUUCGCUGGUGUUCCGAAGUCUUUGACGUCCAAAACAUGACACCCAACAUCGACUGGACCAACGCCUUCUAUGGUGGACAAGAUAUCCAAGGUACCAACAUCAUGUUUACCAAUGGUCUCCUUGAUCCAUGGCACUUGCUCAGUGUUAACGCUGACAAUGUACCAGGCACUGUCCAGGCUGUUACUUAUGAGGCUGGUCACUGUGGUACAUUGAUCCAGUCGACAUCCAUUGAUCCACCAUCACUCAUCCAAGCUCGUCAAGGAGUGAUCAGCUUCUUGUCUCUUAUUCUUGCACAUUAA